Molecule: messenger RNA, 1671 nt
Organism: Fusarium musae
Lineage: Eukaryota; Fungi; Ascomycota; Sordariomycetes; Hypocreales; Nectriaceae
Exons: 1
Coding region: 1-1671 (556 amino acids)
Biological process (GO): sucrose catabolic process
Molecular function (GO): sucrose alpha-glucosidase activity
Source: RefSeq, a predicted model, not a curated record
AUGUCAGUACACCCAUUCGAUCCCCCUCGGCCAACUUUUAUGCAUAUGCUGACUUUGCCACCAGGGAACCCCAAAUCCUGCGAUUGGGGUGACAUCACUUGGGGUCAUUACACAAGCAGAGACGGUCUUACUUGGAAGCAAAACACACAAAAUCCAGUUCUAGAACCCUCUGAGCCUUACGAUGACAAGGGCAUCUUCACUGGCUGUCUUCAUCCUACUGGCCUUCAAGGAGAAGAAGGACAACUCACUGUUAUCUACUCAUCCAUCACAAAUCUUCCCAUUCACUGGACUUUACCGUAUACCCGAAACUGCGCUGGAUUGUCAGUAGCAACAUCGACAGACGGCGGCAAGACAUGGCAGAAGAGCGAACAAAACCCAAUCUUGGAGGGUGAACCCAAAGAUCUCACCGUCACAGGGUUCCGAGACCCAUAUCUCGCAGAAUGGCCUGCUUUGGAUGAAAUGAGAGGCGAGGCGAGCUUGUACGGUUUCGUAUCUGGAGGUGUUGUCGACGGCGGACCUACAGUGUUUCUCUACGCCAUCGCACCAACCGACUUGACACAAUGGACAUACCUCGGCCCUCUGAUCGAUUUACCCACAGGAUAUAGCCCCUCUGGACGAUGGGGCGGCGACUUCGGUGUCAACUGGGAGUGCGUUAACUUUAUGACUCUUCACAACGAGUCCGAGGAGCGACCUUUCUUACUUAUGGGAACCGAAGGUGGAGUUAAGCCUGGUGCGAAGGAGGGUAGCGAUCAGUGGUCGCUUUGGAUGGCUGGGUCUCUCGAGCAGACCGAGCAAGGACCCCGGAUAAAGCCCGAGUACAGCGGAAUUCUCGACCACGGAUGUUUAUACGCACCUAACUCUUACGAGCAUCCUAUCACAAAGAACAGGAUCAUUUGGGGAUGGCUGAAGGAGGACGAGCUUACCUUGGCCCGACGCGAAUCCAAGGGUUGGACCGGAUACUUCUCUAUCCCUCGCGAGCUAUUCUUAUACACGGUAGAAAACGUAACGAGGACUCUGAAUUCAUCGCUGGCCGAUGUUGGUUGCAUCAAAGCUACUGAGAAUGGGCGAGGGUCAAACGCAGUCCAGACAUUGGGAAUUCGGCCUCUGCCAGAUCUUCAGGGACUUCGGAGGGGCAAGCCCGGCUACUGGAAUAACAUUGGCACCAAAGGCAACCUUGGGAAGCUUGUAGAUACACAAACCGGGAGCUGGGAGUUGGAAGCUACCAUCAAGGUCUCACCAAACGACCAAGGACUUGGAUUCUGGAUCCGACACAACGAAGACUUGUCUGAAGGAACAGCUAUUCACUUCUCCCCCCAAAGCGAGAAAAUCACCGUCGACCGAAGCAAAUCCAACCAUGAAGCCGAUAUCGAAAAGGACUCUGUUUCAGGACCUUUCACCCUUUUCUACUCUGACAGAAAUGGUUCAGAGGAGUUGGAGAAGCUACACCUGAGAAUUUUCUGCGACGGUGAUGUUCUCGAGGUCUUUGCCAACGAUCGAUUCGCUUUAUCGACUAUGGUUUAUGCGGAUACGAGAGAUUGCACGGGUUUGAGCUGGUUUGUUGAAGGAAAUGGAGCAAGCGAGACUGUUUUUGAAUCAGUGAAGCUAUGGGAGAACAUGAAGGAGGUGGUUGAGGUUGAUGAGCCUGUUGUUUAUGAGCGAAGUCAGUUGUGA